Anolis sagrei ordinatus is the source of this 4930-nucleotide messenger RNA. It is a transcript of the gene RBL1, whose product is annotated as RB transcriptional corepressor like 1. Gene Ontology annotation, molecular function: RNA polymerase II transcription regulatory region sequence-specific DNA binding. NCBI's taxonomy places the organism in Eukaryota, Metazoa, Chordata, Lepidosauria, Squamata, Anolidae. Gene Ontology annotation, cellular component: transcription regulator complex; chromatin; nucleus. The record is from RefSeq and is a predicted model, not a curated record. Gene Ontology annotation, biological process: negative regulation of G1/S transition of mitotic cell cycle; regulation of transcription by RNA polymerase II; cell differentiation.
GCUUCUGCAACACAGAGUGUAAGCCGGCUACAGAGCAUUGUAGCAGGGCAGAAAAAUGGACCAAGUGAACAGCUUCUAACUAUUUUUGAAAGACAGGGCUUCAACCCUGAACUGGUUCAAGAUGCUACAUCUCAUCAUAACAGAGGGUUAAAGACUGUCUAUCCCUCUCUUCUACAAAGCAGCCAACCUUUCCCAGAGACAUCAUCUCGGAUGCUUUCAUUGCUAUUCCUGCUCCUUCACAAUCUUUCCUUGUCUUGUCUUGCGUACGAAAUCCUAUUGAAAACAUCAUGAACAGAGUGAAAGAGAUAGGUGAAAUCUUCUGUCAAAACUAUACCCGGUCUACUGAUGAUCAGCCAGGAUCUCACAUAGAUUUUGCUGUGAAUCGGUUAAAAUUGGCAGAAAUCCUUUAUUAUAAAAUACUGGAGACCAUAAUGGUACAAGAAAUGCGAAGACUUCAUGGCAAAGACAUGUCUGCUCUUUUAGAGCAAGAUAUUUUCCAUUGUUCCCUCUUGGCAUGUUGUUUAGAGAUUGUGCUGUUUGCAUACAGUUCACCACGAACUUUCCCCUGGAUCAUUGAGGUUCUUAACCUCAGGCCAUUCUAUUUCUAUAAGGUGAUUGAAGUAUUGAUUCGAUCAGAAGAAGGACUUUCUCGAGACAUGGUGAAACAUCUGAACAGCAUUGAGGAACAAAUUCUUGAAAGCCUCGCAUGGACCAAGGACUCUGCCCUGUGGGAUGCCCUCCAAGCGUCUGAAAACAAGGCUCCUACCUGUGAAGAAGUAAUAUUUCCAUGUAAUUUUGAAAUAGGGAAUGGAGUCAGAGGACUAGGACAUCUUCCCAUGAUUCCAGUGUCUCCUAUAGUGCAUCCACGAGUAAAAGAGGUUCGGACAGAUCUUGGAGGAAAUAUUAGACGGGAUAUGCAGACAUUGUCUCCGAUCUCUGUUCAUGAUCGCUAUAGUUCUCCUAUGGCUGGAAGUGCUAAGAGAAGACUUUUUGGGGAUGAAAGCCCAAGAGAAAAUUUUUCAGAAAAAAAGCGCACUGAAGGGACCAGGCUGAAAAUUGCCCCAGUUUCAAACUUUAUUGAUGAAAAUGUGUCUGUCUCAUCUGAACAGACAGUUUUCAGUAUGGCAACAGCUUCAGUAACAGGAAAUAAAAUGACAAUUCCAUUGCAUGGUAUUGCAAAUGAUACAGGAGGGAUAACUUUAAUACCCAUUUCAAUCAAUGUAUCUGAAGAAUCGAAAAUGGACUGCCAUGGACAAGUGCCCCUAAGCGCUCAGGCUCUAUUGAACAUGUCCCCCAGACAACAUCAUAUGGCUCAAACCCAAGAAGUUUAUCCUGCAUCAGGAAGUAGACCAAAGAAAACUGGAUCUCUGGCACUGUUUUUCAGAAAGGUGUAUCAUCUUGCAAGUGUGCGGUUACGUGAUCUUUGCCUAAAAUUGGAUGUUUCUAAUGAGUUACGCAGGAAGAUAUGGACGUGUUUUGAAUUCACAUUAGUUCAUUGUACUGAUCUUAUGAAAGACAGGCAUUUGGAUCAGCUCCUCCUCUGUGCUUUUUACAUCAUGGCAAAGGUCUCUAAAGAAGAAAGAACUUUCCAGGACAUAAUGAAAAGCUAUAGAAACCAACCACAAGCAAAUAGUCAUGUCUACAGAAGUGUCUUAUUGAAAAAAAUGCCCACAGAGGCAGCAUUAGAUAUUAAAAAAGAAGAAAUGUCAGAAGAAGAUUCCAGAGAUAUGGAAGAGGAAGAAAGAGGAGAUCUAAUUAAAUUUUAUAAUACCAUCUACUUAGAAAAAGUGAAAAACUUUGCACUGAAAUAUGAUGCUUCCAGCCAUGAUCAUGUGGUGGAGGCACCUCCGCUUUCCCCGUUCCCAAGCAUUAAACAGCAACCAGUCUCUCCUCGACGGAUAUCUCAGCAACACUCUGUUUAUGUUUCACCGCAUAAGAAUGGUGCUUGCACAACACCUAAGGCUGCACUAUUAUAUAAAUUUAAUGGAAGCCCUUCCAAGAGUUUGAAGGAAAUCAACAAUAUGAUAAAACAAGAAGGGCAAAGACCUAAGAAGAGAGCCAUAUCUGUUGACAGUGACACAGAAUCACCAGCAAAGAGAAUGUGUCAGGAAAAUGAUGAUGUUUUACUUAAGCGUCUUCAGGAUGUGGUCAGUGAAAGAGCAAAUCACUAGGCCAAAUGGUACGCUGCGAGGACUAAAGGCUCUUCAGAUGUUUCUUCUGUAACGCAAAUCCCAUUCCUACUUCAAUUUUCUUUUUCUUACAGUAGACAGGUAGUGAGCCAAUCAAAGUAUACACUGUUCUAUGAUGCCACCUUUUAAAAGUGGCGCAUGGGACAAUUAUUAAAUUUCUUCUUGCAGUUUAUACUUUUAUGCAGAGUUACUGUAAAAUUAGUUUGGAUCAGUUGUGUGUGAAAGUAUAAAUUUUAAUGGAUUUUAUAUACUUUUGGACUUGUUUUCUGAAAGUGCAAGCCACUUCAGCUAUCUUGGCUCUCAGACUGCAACUACUGCAUACAGCAGUAGAAGUUAAGCCUGUUUAUUCUCUUGAUCGUUGCUUUUCUUCAAAAAAAUGUUUUAAUUCUUAUUCUUUAAAAGAAACUGAUGACUUUCUAUGCAUUAUUUUAAUGUGUUGUAAGGCCAAAAAAGUGUAGAGUAUAUAGCAACUAACCAGAUGUUUUUCUCUCUUUGAAGCGACAUUCUCUUUUUAUCAAGAAACUUGGUUAACAUUUUUAUUUUAUACAUAAGCUUAUAUGUAAAGUUAUGUGGUCUUAGGUUCCAGUUGAAUGGUAAAUAUCCUGCAGGAGGAAUUGAACAAGAUGUGGAGUGAUGGUCCCAGAAGGUUUUGUUGUUCUUGUUGUUACUGGUACAACUGCUGAGUGAAAGUAGUUGCAAUCUUCUGUCAUUGCCCAUAUUGGGGAAAUUCUUGCGUUCUCUUGCUAUCUCGUUUGAAUUUGGUAUCAUAAAGAGGCAAUGAAUCCUGUUGUUAAACAGACAUAUUCCUUGUAACUUAUCCAAGUCUUAUAGGGGUGUUUUUGUUCCAUCAUAGAUGACAUCAUAGUAUAUCUCAACUGCAUAAAGUAUGUCAAGCCUAACAUGUUAUGUCAGUUCAUCAGUAAAGAGGAUGCACAUGUUGAGCCUGGCCACACUUUUUCAUAGCUAGUAUAGGAAGAAGCAAUGUCUGUUUGUCUGUCAUCUCAAUGCCAGCCUCCCACAACAGUCAGGAAAGGUUGAAGUGAUCUGAACACACACCCCAAAAAAAGAGAAAUAGUUCAGAUAAAGGAAUUCGAAAAAGAAGUGAUCAUGCCUUGUCCCAUUGGUGGUUGUACUCAAAAAUCUCCUUGGACUUUUCUGAAAUAGGAAGAGCAAAAAUGGUUUGCAAAUUGAGAACUUGUGUUACUGCUCUUCCAUUCACAAUAUGCCCAGCUAGCAACAAGAGGAGAUAUUACCUUGGAAAUGCAGUAUUUUGAUGACUAGCUGUGAUUCUUAGUAGGGCAUGAGGGGAAAGGUUAUCAGUACUUCAAGCUACUUCAGCCUUUUCUUCGUGAUGGACUUCAUGGUGGCGAAAGACUCCUUGGGAUUCAAAGCACAGUUGGCUGCUCUCAUAUGGGGAGCUGUAAUUUGUUACCAUUUUCGUACCUUCUGGUUAUUCACUUUUUUCCUUGAAAAUCAUGUUUUCGCUUGUGUAGUAUCUACACAAAAUAUAAGUCUUAUCAAAGUAAGUGCAUGUGUACAUAAGAGUAUUCUAUAACUAUUUUUAUGUGAUUGGCCUAUGCUUUUUGUUAGCGGUGUGGGUACCAAACCAUUGAUUCUUGUUUCAGAAAUAUUUGUAAACAGAAGGUUUCAGAAGGUUUGAUUAUGUGAUAGUAUGGAAAAUAUAAGGUCUUACUUUAUAGUUUUGAUAGAAAAAAAAACAAUAAGUUAAUGAAACUAGUGAGAAUACACAAUUAUAUUGAGGCUGAAGCUUCCUUACUAGUGCUGUGGGUUGCUUUAAUUCAUGUGUAGAAAUUCUUGUAGGGUUUUUUAAAAACUACUUUCAUAAGGAGCUAGUCAGUUCUAAAGGAUUUUAGAACUAUUGAUCAGUAUUCCAAUAUUUAGUACUCUAAUUAGCAUAAGAGGUCAUGAGGUCAAAUAUUAAAAUAUAACUGAAAAACUAUGUUGUACAGCAUAAUUUGUAUAUUUUAUUUUUACUAAUUCACUGUGAAAGAAAAAUUCUCAAAUACUACAAGACCUACAUGUAGGACUUUCCAUAAAGUAAGUAGCACACUGAACAUGGUUAUUUUGAAAAUUGAAUAUCUUCUCUUUUUAAAUAUAUCUUAUCAUACAUUGUGUAAAAAGACUUUCAGCCCACUUUUCCAAGUUGCUUUUUAAGUCAAUACAUUUCCAAAUACAUAUCUGUUCUCCAAAUAGAUUCUCAGGUCUUGGUAAUAAAGAACUGGUGCUGAAGUUCUUAAUCACAAUUUUAAUAGUUUAUAUUAAUUAGAUUUUAUACUAAUGUGACAACUUCUAUUAUUUAUAUUAAUAAUGUAUCUGCUCUUAAAAAAAAGCUAGUGAUGCUCUGAAUAAAUUGGAGUUGCCCACAACAUAGCAACCAUAGCAACUUUCUUUAAAAAUGUUGCUAUGGUUCAGAAAUAUUCUUGUAAAUACGGGCUUAAUUAAAAACAUCUUUAUUCUGAUAUGUUGACUUUGAUUUGGGGGGGGGGGUGUUUUGUUUUGUUGUCCUCCAAUCUAAUUCAGGACCAGUCCCUAUCAUCUCUGGAUUGAUAAAGAACUUAUUGGUUUGUUAUUUGGGACUCCAAAUCAUUGUUCCUCUCAUACCACCUGUAUUACGAAACAGAAUCAGUUUCCAAACUUUAUUUCUGCAUCAACCUGGAACAAACAACUGAACAAAUUAWGAUKGUWUKUGUGUUCUGCUUAUUAAAAAGGAAAAUUCUCUG